AAUCAAUAGCUAUCUUGAAUUCCUUGCUGCAAUAUAAAGGUAUCUUGUUUGGGAAUCGCUGCUACAAAAUGGCCUCAUCAAAGACACUGCCUUUGCUUCUUUUCAUUGCUUGUAUUUCCAUGGCCAUGGUUACCAACGGUCGAAAGACAAGAAAGGACCUUGAUCUUAACUUGGGUGGUGGCGGCGGUCUUGGCGUUGGUAUUGGUGUUGGCAUUGGUUUAGGUGGUGGCAGUGGUGGCUCCUCUGGAUCCGGGUCUGGCUCUGGUUCUGGCUCUGGCUCCGGGUCUGGCUCUGGAUCUGGCUCUGGCUCUGGAUCUGGUUCCGGCUCCGGAUCUGGUUCUGGCUCGGGUUCUGGAGCAGGUUCAUAUGCUGGUUCUGGGGCUGGAUCUUCUGCAGGGUCCGGCGGUUCGGGAGCUGGAUCGAGUGCCGGUUCUGGAGCUGGCUCUGGUGCUGGUGGUGGAUCGGGCGAGGGAUCUGGAUAUGGAGGAGGGCGUGGGAGGGGAAGUGGUUCAGGCUAUGGCCAAGGAUAUGGCGAAGGUUAUGGUGGAGGAAAUGGGAAGUAGAAACAUCAUUAGUUUAAAUUAAGAGCUUGAUUUGCAAUGCUUUGUAAAAGAAAAAAUAAUAAGAUAAUGAGUGAAUAUUACUGUACUGAGUUUUAGUUAUACCGUCUUGAAAGCAUUCAUUAUGAAUAAAUGAUCUUCUGAUCAGAUAUUGGUCAUUA
Molecule: messenger RNA, 721 nt
Organism: Dendrobium catenatum
Lineage: Eukaryota; Viridiplantae; Streptophyta; Magnoliopsida; Asparagales; Orchidaceae
Product: glycine-rich cell wall structural protein 2-like
Exons: 1
Coding region: 69-563 (164 amino acids)
Source: RefSeq, a predicted model, not a curated record